Molecule: messenger RNA, 903 nt
Organism: Penicillium cosmopolitanum
Lineage: Eukaryota; Fungi; Ascomycota; Eurotiomycetes; Eurotiales; Aspergillaceae
Exons: 3
Coding region: 1-903 (300 amino acids)
Source: RefSeq, a predicted model, not a curated record
AUGGCUUUCCAAAGAGCUUCAUGGGGCUCCUUACUCAUGAUUGCCUUUGCUGUCUUAAUCCCCUCGGCUACAUGCGCAAGUGAUCCUCUCAAAACAUCUCUGAAACCAAAAUAUACAUUCGAUCAACUCUGGGAUCUUGAAAAGACCUUCUGGGAUUCAUUUCUUUACCCAGCCAAUGUGAAACAGACAGAGGGAAACUCAUCAUCCGUCUUUGCACCAAAUGUCCAAGGCCGUGUCGACAUUACGCGUACCUUCGACGGCGAUGAGCUAAACCGCGAAUACAUAUUCGGCCUGUUUUCAGACCCAGAACACGUCAGUCUUGUCGGUGUUCCAAUCGCAUACAAUAUCACACAAUUCAGCGCCAAUGAAAACAUCGCAUCCGCAACAACCAUUGUGACUUUCAACGCUACAACCUUCGGCAUUGUCGUCCCCGUCACGAUCGACACGUGGAUCAUGUGGGACACGGACGGCAAGAUCACGCAAUAUGACGCGGUUUUCCACUUCAUCAUUGGAAAUGUCGCGACGAAGAUCAACGCUACCUCAUCGGACCAGGCGGUCGGCUAUGUUUCGGACCUACUGGCCAAGACUAUCUGUGCUACACAUGAGCAGUAUUGCACCGGGUCAGACCAGCAAUAUACGGAUACAGCGGCUUGUUAUGACUUUCUGACUAAGGAUGUGCGAUUUGGAAAGAGCUAUGAGUUAGGGAGGAAUACGAUGCUUUGUCGUGAGGUUCAUGAGCAUAUGGUGCACUACAGACCUGAUAUUCAUUGUGCUCAUAUUGGACCCUCCGGUGGUGGAUACUGUGUGGAUGAUAUGACCUACACGCAGACUGUUUUGCAGAGUUACUUUAAUGAGUCGUGGAUUCCGUUUGGAUAUGAAGGAAAUCAACGAAUGGGGCGUUAG